CAUUGUGAUAUUCAAAUAGUACAAAUAGUAAAUGUGUAGCUGCUUUUUAGACAAAAUCUUUAAAAUGUUCAUGAUGUACUUGCGACAUUUCUUUAUCCUGCUUGGUGUUGGUAUUGCGUGCGGUCAAAAAACAACUAACACCACGGAUGAGAAAAUUACAUCCGACCUGCAGAAUAGAGUGUUCUUACUUGAGAAAGCUAUUGGAAAAAUCCUUACUGGGAAUAAUGACGCAAAUCUUACAAAUAUCAGUGUCUUGAAGAUUCCAAGGGGAGGCUUUGGCAUUCCUAUCCUUAAUAGCACACCGAUAGCUUUCAGUGCAGCUCAGUCUGGACCAAUAAGUGGAAUAAGCAUUGGAUACAUUCUGAAGUUUGAUAAAGUUAUCACCAACCUAGGAAACCACUACAACCCAACAGACGGAAUCUUUAUCGCACCUGUUCAUGGACUCUAUAUGUUUCACUGGACCAUGAACUGUUAUAACAGCGGAAGUAAUCACUGUGGAACUUCUCUAAGGGUAAACAGCGCCCUAAAAGGUCGAAUAUAUUCGGGUGAGGAUGGUAGUGGUUUUUACCAUACCGGGUCAAACACGGUGAUUGUGGAAGUUCAGGCGGGACAGCAUGUGUGGAUUCAAACCAGUAACUGGGGAAAUGUCUACAUGAGACCAUGGUCCAGCUUCUCCGGUAGUCUUCUUUCCGUGAUGUAGACCCCAGCUUUAUGUUCCUGUAUUACUUAAACAUCCCGUGAUGUAGACCCUAGAUUUAUGUCCCUGUAUUACUUAAACAUUCCGUGAUGUAGAUUUAUGUCCCUGUAUUACUUAAACAUUCCGUGAUGUAGACCCUAGAUUUAUGUCCCCUGUAUUACUUAAACAUUCCGUGAUGUAGACCCUAGAUUUAUGUCCCCUGUAUUACUUAAACAUUCCGUGAUGUAGACCCUAGAUUUAUGUCCCCUGUAUUACUUAAACAUCCCGUGAUGUAGACCCUAGAUUUAUGUCCCCUGUAUUACUUAAACAUCCCGUGAUGUAGACCCUAGAUUUAUGUCCCCUGUAUUACUUAAACAUUCCGUGAUGUAGACCCUAGAUUUUUGUCCCUGUAUUACAUAAACAUUCCGUGAUAUAGAUUUAUGUCCCCUUUAUUACUUAAACAUUCCGUGAUGUAGAUUUAUGUCCCCUUUAUUACUUAAACAUCCCGUGAUGUAGACCCUAGAUUUAUGUCCCCUGUAUUACUUAAACAUUCCGUGAUAUAGAUUUAUGUCCCUGUAUUACUUAAACAUUCCGUGAUGUAGACCCUAGAUUUAUGUCCCUGUAUUACUUAAACAUUCCGUGAUAUAGAUUUAUGUCCCCUUUAUUACUUAAACAUUCCGUGAUGUAGAUUUAUGUCCCCUUUAUUACUUAAACAUCCCGUGAUGUAGACCCUAGAUUUAUGUCCCCUGUAUUACUUAAACAUCCCGUGAUGUAGACCCUAGAUUUAUGUCCCCUGUAUUACUUAAACAUUCCGUGAUGUAGACCCUAGAUUUUUGUCCCUGUAUUACAUAAACAUUCCGUGAUAUAGAUUUAUGUCCCCUUUAUUACUUAAACAUUCCGUGAUGUAGAUUUAUGUCCCCUUUAUUACUUAAACAUCCCGUGAUGUAGACCCUAGAUUUAUGUCCCCUGUAUUACUUAAACAUUCCGUGAUAUAGAUUUAUGUCCCUGUAUUACUUAAACAUUCCGUGAUGUAGACCAUAGAUUUAUGUCCCUGUAUUACUUAAACAUUCCGUGAUAUAGAUUUAUGUCCCCUUUAUUACUUAAACAUUCCGUGAUGUAGAUUUAUGUCCCCUUUAUUACUUAAACAUCCCGUGAUGUAGACCCUAGAUUUAUGUCUCCUAUAUCACUUAACCAUUCCAUGAUGUAGACCCUAAAUUUAUGUCCCCUGUAUUACUUAAACAUUCCGUGAUGUAGCCCCAUAUUUAUAUAAACAUUCCGUGAUGUAGCCCCAUAUUUAUAUAAACAUUGCGUGAUGUAGACCCUAGAUUUAUGUCCCUGUAUUACUUAAACAUUCCGUGAUGUAGACACUAGAUUUAUGUCCCUGUAUUACUUAAACAUUCCGUGAUGUAGACACUAGAUUUAUGUCCCUGUAUUACUUAAACAUUCCGUGAUGUAGACACUAGAUUUAUAUCCCCUGUAUUACUUAAACAGUCCGUGAUGUAGAUUUAUGUCCCUGUAUUACUUAAACAUUGAAGUGUGCUUUUGUUGUUAUUACUGAUUGCUCUUUUAAGUCAAACGCCAACAUUGGAGGGAUACUUAGUAACAGGCAGAAGCGCGUCAUUCAAAGAAUAAGGACGAUUUAAGGUUUGGAAACAUCUUGUUAAAUUCAGAACAACAAACCACCAUUUUUCUAUAGAAGUAGGUAGGCGAUAUGGAAUUCCAGCAAUUGAUAGAAAUUGCACACUCUGCAAUACUGGUAAUUUACAAGUAGUCGACAAAUACCACUUUAUUUUGGAAUGUAAAUUCCUAUCCAUUUUACGAAAGAAUAUUUGGCUUCUAGAUAUUGUGAUGUUCCAAAUACACCGAAAUUUAGAGAAUUAAUGAGAACAUUAAACUUUAAAACAUUAAAAAAAACUAUGUAUAUUUAUUUCUAAAAUCCAGGAGUUAGUCUGCUGUCCUCUCUAACAUGUAUAUUUACAGAAUUCCCCAAUCUCUUUAUAAGUACUGUGCCCCCACCUCUAUUUCGUGCUGAUGAACAUAUAUGUGUAUGUAUUAUUUAUAUAAUUGUACCCAUGGCAAUAUCGUUUAUAUAAUUAUAGAAUUACUGUUUAUUUAUGUACCUCAUGAACCAGUGUGAAAGGUUUGAGUGAAUAAAUAAAUCAAAUUCAGCUUG
Messenger RNA from Ostrea edulis (European flat oyster), 2849 nucleotides. Its product is annotated as complement C1q-like protein 2. The transcript has 2 exons. Lineage: Eukaryota; Metazoa; Mollusca; Bivalvia; Ostreida; Ostreidae. The record is from RefSeq and is a predicted model, not a curated record. The coding region runs from base 32 to 700 and encodes 222 amino acids. Gene Ontology annotation, molecular function: protein binding.